Molecule: messenger RNA, 2643 nt
Organism: Ixodes scapularis (black-legged tick)
Lineage: Eukaryota; Metazoa; Arthropoda; Arachnida; Ixodida; Ixodidae
Product: neprilysin-1-like
Exons: 2
Coding region: 42-2510 (822 amino acids)
Biological process (GO): protein processing
Cellular component (GO): plasma membrane
Molecular function (GO): metalloendopeptidase activity
Source: RefSeq, a predicted model, not a curated record
AAUGGACGUUGUGCGCACGAGGGUUCGCGGCUCCGGGUUUCAUGUCAGCGCAGGACCCGACGUCGGAGGCGUCCCGGAGCUGCGGCACCAGCGCACACUGCGCCGAGUGGAAGCCGGCCAAGUUACCUGACGCAAGCUCUGUGACUGGGAACACCGGAGACACACCACACCCUGACGAAGCACCCGAGGAUGAACCCUUUGAAGAACAGCGCAGGCUCAACCAACGCCAGCUUGGCCAACACCACCGCAGCUGCCAGACCCAGCACAGCGGUUGGCACCUGAACAAGGACUGCCGGUUAUGCGUCAGCUCCACCUACGUCCUCUUCCUGGCCGCGGGAAUGAUAGUGGCGUGCACGGCAUAUGUGGGCGGCUACGUGGCGUCUUACCAGAGCAACCGCUCUGCGAGGAACGACCCCAAAAACGUGGUGUGCCGUAGCCAAGUCUGCAAGGAAGUGGCCAAGAGCAUAGCCCGGUCACUGAAUCGGAGUGUGGACCCGUGCAAGAACUUUUACAAUUUCGUGUGCGACGGUUGGAGACGAAAGCACCCGGUGCGCCGUAACGAAGUGCGCAGCAGCCCCUUCUCGUUAGUGGGUAGGGAAUUGGACAACGUCAUCAAAAAGGCUCUCAAUGACGUGCCCAUCACCGGCAGAAAGCAAAGUGCACUAGAGAAGGCAGCUUUAAUGUACAAGAAGUGCCUAGAAAACUAUGAGCAGGGAGACUCGUCAGCCUCUAUGAAAGUGCUCAAGGAGCUUCUAGGCUACCUCCACAUGCCUUGGCCAACGGUGGACAGCAAGAGUCCAGUGGAUCUGUUCGAGAUCAUUAUUCAGUUAUCUCUGCGAUGGUCCAUUCCAAGCUUAUUCAGCGUGUCGGUGAUCCCGGACCCAGAGGACACUAGGUCAAACGUGCUGGUCUUCAACACCAUGGAGAACCUGGAAGUGGGUUUCCACGAGGUCCAGAGUGGGAACGCGACCAAGAAUGACACGCAAGACCUGAUUUUUAUGAAGAUGGUCCAAAAAAUUGCCACCAUCUUGGGAGGCAACCAGACAAAUUACAAGACGCUCGCCGAGAAUGUGGUUAUGGCACCUAUAGUGCUUGCCUCUGUCAAGCACUUCCAUUUUGACGUGCUAGGGAGGACGGACGCGUGGCCCCCCAAGAAAUACCAGAUACAGCACCUAGAGAAUUUGACACCACAAGUUAGUUCCAAGCGCUGGCUCAGCACACUCAACCGAUACCUCCCAGAAAAUGUGCAGGUCAAAGAGACAAAUGAUGUGAUUGUCAUGAGCCCGGGAUACUUGUGGCUCGUCACUAGCCUCAUUCAGCAAAACAAUACAGUGCGUAUGUUUCAAGACUUCAUUGGCUGGUCAAUUGCCUUUCUCUUAGGGCCCCUGUCAUCUAAAGAAAUCAGGGAAGCUGUCAGCAAUUAUGGCAAAGAACUUGGCAUGGAUUUCGCAAAUGUAGACAAGGAGAAGCUGUGCAGGAAAGAUGUGGAGGAUUACCUUCCAAUGCCAUACGGGGCAAUUUUUGUGCAGUCCUAUACACCAGACUACAUAAAAGAUGAUGCCAAAGUGGUCGUUGACCACAUCAAGCUUGCAUUUGCAUAUGCUCUCAGGCUCAAUUCUUGGAUGGACGACCAGACAAGGACUCGAGCAAUGGCUAAAGUGCAACGGAUCAUUUCUCAUGUUGCCUACCCCGACUGGAUAAAAAAUAUGACCGAGCUUGAUGAAUCGCAUGCAGACAUUCCCAACAUCGACGGCCCAUACGUCAAGAUUUUGAUGGAGCUCAAAGAAGUCUAUACGUUCCGAUCACUGUCAAUACUUCGUCAAACCAACACAAGAGAUGAGGAGUACUGGACAUUCAGUCCCGCAACACUGAACGCUUUCUAUGAACACUCAACUAACAGCAUCACGAUACCAGCAGCCAUCCUAAACUAUCCCUUCUACUCCUAUGGGCUGCCCCCUGCAAUGAACUAUGGAAGUAUAGGGGCCAUCAUAGGGCACGAGAUCAGCCACGCUUUCGAUACAUUGGGAAGCCACUUCGAUGACAAUGGGAACUUGAGAAACUGGUGGACUAGGGAAACCAAGAGUAACUUUGUCCUCAAGAACUACUGCUUUGUCCUGCAGUACAACAGCAUCUACGAGCCCCACAGCAAACGCCACCUCAACGGCAAGCAAACACUCUCCGAAAACAUUGCAGACAACGGUGGCCUGAGACAAUCCUUUCAUGCGUACCGCCUGCACGUUGACGAGCACCCAGGGGGCAAAGAGGAAAACAUUCCCCUUGAAGGUCUGGAGGAGUUUACACCUGACCAGCUUUUUUUCAUCAGCAGUGCCUACAAGUGGUGUGCAGACACCAAUCCAAAAGCUGUCAAGAUGAUUAUGAACUCAGACUCCCAUUCCCUGGAGGAGUACCGCUGCAAUGUGGCUGUUGAAAACAUGGUGGAGUUCUCCAAAGCAUUCCAGUGCGGAAACAAUGAGGAGAUGAACCCUGCCAAGAAAUGUGUAGUGUGGUAAGGCAUGGGAAACACAUUAGCUGCCUACAAGUGGUAUACCCGAUUUAAAAUAAAAUGAAUGGAUCCCAGCUGUGAAGGGCAUUCCAUUCAGUUCUGACCUGAGCAUGGAAUUAGCCAGGGGCAUGUCAAAUACU